AUGCCCCGUAAUGCCGGAGGGAUGCCAUCGUCCUCGGCGCCGCGACGGCCGCACUGGUCGUCGCAUCUCCGCCAGCUUUCUCGGACGAGCCUAGACAAGAUGUCGACCGAGUCGUCGCGAUCGCCUGACACUGUUUCGAGCAACUCGACCUUGCGCGGAGACCAUCGAGACCGAGACCGAGACAAUCGAGAUCAUCACAAUGGUGGUUUGGAGCGCAAGUGCACCGUCACCAUCAACGAGUCCUUCGCCCGCGAUGAGAUCCUCGUCAACCUCGAUCUGUUCGGCAGCCACAUCAGACCUGGCACGCUGGUUUCCAUCGAUAUCCUGAAACCCGAAUUCUCCAAGCAGCUGUCGACUGCGGCCAAGAGGCUAGCAUCUCAGGAUGGAAGCAAGAAUGGCGCAUGUGAACCCGGUCACCCAUCCAAGCGAUACAUCUUCGUGGUCAAGGACAUGCCCAGGGAAUUGAAGGCUAGGUACCCACACGUCGAGCUGUACGUUGCAAAGCAGAUCGCAGACGUCUUUGGCAUAAAGAAGGGCUCUCAGGUUAUCCUGACCCCGGUCGACGAGAACAAUCCGGCAACCGAGGCGUCUCAUGUCGAGUUGACCUUUAAAGAUCAAUACCUAUCUCGCGCCGAUAUGUGGAGGAUCACCGUUGGAGAACUCGCAGACCGCACCGUCUACAAGGGUCAGAUGAUGCUCUUCAUGGGGACUGUCAAGGCCCAAAUCUCAGCCGUGUUCGUCGAAGGGCGAAAGGUCCACUCGGCUUUCUUUGGAAAGAACACGAAGCCGAUUUUCCGCAGUGAAUCCGGUCGAUACGUGCUCUUCAUCCAGAUGGCCAAAGAAAUGUGGGAUUUCGAUCCCGAUGAUUCUGGUGAGAUCAUGUUUAACAAGGUCGUCAACGGAUUUCUGCCUGCUUUGCUCAAGAAAUGGGCAGAUCUCAACGUCAAGCAUCUCGUCACUAUCGUAUUGUUUGCGCGAGUUGAAUAUGAUGCUGGUAUCACGGCCGAGCUCGGCAAUGCCACCUUCCAUAAUGACUACUACACAGGUGUUCAGGAUUGCGGUGACAGGCGGCCAUACAAAGACUUUUACCGGGUUGUAGUAAGCGAGAUGGCCAGUGGUGAAUGGACCAAGAUCCUCUACCAGCUCAAGAAGGAGUUCAACCAUUUCCGACGGGACAUCAGCAUACACCACCUGAACGCCCUUAACUCGGCUCCCAGUCUCGCCGAAGAACCGGGCGGGAAGGCUCCCUCGACCCGGAUCAAGGCUGAAGCGUCAAGAGCAUUGUACGGAAAUGUACUCGAGGCCAUCAAUCUCGCAUCCUCCUUGUUUGCCCACGACUAUAUCGACAGAGAUCUAAGGAGAACCGGUAUUUCCAUUGUUGUGAUAUCCCCAGGCCCGGGCGUCUUCGAGGUCGAGUAUGAAACGUUGAGACGUACAACCGAGGCUCUCGUCGGCAACGGGAUCGGGAUCGACCUCAUUUGUGUACCAAAGAUACCUCUUCACUCUGUACCGCUGUUUCGUUAUCGCAACCCUGCCAGAUCAGAGGGCCAUGCAGCUAAAGGGAAGCUGAGCUUCAGUCAUGGAAGUACACCGAAACUUUCGACGCCGUUGGGCACUAGUUAUCAGAGUUUGACAGGCUCUCUUUCGCCGAACAGGGCAAGCGAUAUCUCCCAUCGAUUUGAGUCAAUAGCCAUGCGCCAAGGGGACGAUUGGUGUUUUGUCCUCCCCCAGUGGCUGCACGUGUCCUACUGGACCGGCAACUCUGACGACGCCUUGUCUUUCGAAGGGAUUGCUCUCUCUGUGUCCGAUCAGUCGAAGCACUCUCAGGACCGAUUUCCCAUCCGAUGUCGCAUGUACGAUUUGCAAAUGAGGAGCGUGUUGGAGACGAAUGAGAUCGAGACGCUGCCUCUUCACAGCGAUCCUUUCUUCCCUCAGAGCGUCUUACAGGGCACUGCUGCACAGCAGACUCGGCUUCGUGAUCUGCAAGAGCUUGCUAUAAUACCCGCUGAGAAGAUCCACGAUCCGCUGCAUGAUUACGUCUAUGGCUUCCAGAAGUUUGCUCCUGACAAGCAUGCCAAACCAGGAGAAAAAUCGCUGUGGAAACAAUUGCAGGAGUUCGACGAUUCAAGAGCAAGAGUGGUGCCCAAGAGGCGGCAGCGCCGGACGCCGAGGAUAGCUAGAGAACUGGAAGACGGAGCGAGGAGACAACACCCGGAAGACACAAGUUUGCUCGGCACAUCCGUGGGUGAGCAGAGGGGAUCAGUCAGCACUCCGGCAGUGCCGACAAUCGCCGGCCUUUCGGGUCGCACGACGCGCGACGGAUCAGACCCUCGAACACAUUCCAGGAAAAGCUCGAAUGGUACGACUACGAGCGCCCAGGUGUCUUCCUUCAAAGCGCCGAAAUUCCUCCGACAGAUCAGUCUUGGCCAGAGAGGCUUCGGUAUCGCUGCCCCAAAGGCGGCCACGGCAGAAGUCCAUGUUGAAAAUGCCACCCCAGUAAUGGGUCCUAUCACGGCGACGUCGCCGGCGUUGACGGCUUCGAAGAUCUCGAUGAAGCCACGCCGUCCUACCACACCGCAAAGCAUGUCAAGCGGCAGUUCCGGGCCUGGAGCGAAGGAUAUACCUCGAAGUGUUGCCUUUGAGUCGACGAAGGAUUCCCGUGCGCAGACACCGAGUCGUCCGAUGCUGAUCAAAAGUGCCCAACAGUCGCAGGACUUUGUACCACGGACGUUCGUCAAUGAAUCCCUUGUUUCGACUCUCAGGCCCUCAAACUUUCUCCGUAACGAUAAUCCUGAGCUGAAGCUUUCAAAUCUGCUGAGAAAGAAAGAGAGGACCGAAGACGUCGAAGAUGCUGCCCAAAUAAACAGACUUCUCGCGGGAGAUGUACCAGAACUGCCUGCCAUGCUCUCGCCAAAAACUGCCAUGUCGCCUUGGUUGACAAUGAUCAACCCGUCAAAUCCAGACACGGACAAGGUGGACAUGGCCCGGCUGUACAGCCGAUGGCAACAUGUCUUUGUCCGCCCUUCAGAGAUGAGGGUCAUGAAAUGGAAAUCACUAUGCUCUCCAGCAGCAGUGCCUCUGACCACGGAGUACUUCCCGACGAAGGAGCAGUUCGAUCGCGAGUACCAGCGUCAACCAUACAACAUAGCACAGGACAUAGAUGAUGAUGAUCUCACCGAGGAGCCAAGGAGCCGAGAAGAGUUUUUACGGGAACUUAUUAGCCUGCGGUUCUCCCAAGGAUUCCAAGUUGUCAUUGGUCCGGCUGUGGCAAAAGCUUUCGGCCAGAAGCAUGUGAAGAUCGGAGACGUGUUCUCGAGGAAUCGGGAGAUAGAGGACGGAACCAGUGUUUUCAUGACAGUUGGGAACACGAUACAUGAACUCUCAUGUGUUAACGAGACCGAAGUGGAGGUUACCAUUUACGUACGCAAGCCAACUGAGCCCACCAAGCACUCUGAUGGCUUGGCUGCAAUGUACAGACCGGCGAUCCGUACUCUGUUGGACCAGGACUACGAAACGGCUGAGAUUGACAUCAUCACACCGAAAAUGGAGAGGAAUUGGAACUACAUUGACUCUUUCAUAGCUGGGCACUACGAUGAGAUGUCUGAGAGCCUCAGGUUUUGGCGAGCCCGAUACGUGCUGAUUCCCACCACUUCUUCGAAAGACAUGUCGAACCCUCAGUAUGCGGAUAAUGAAGAGGAGGUCCGCCUCGAAGGCAUCAGGUAUCUGGCACAGCAGUGGUUGAGACACCGAUACGUGCCGCCGGGCGAACGUCGGUUCCAACCGCAGGGCCCAAGGAAUCGGAAGGACCCAAACCCGCUCGAUAUCGUCUACAAAACUGAGGAUCCUUCCGUUGUGAUUGCCGCGGAGCUGGAGACCUUGCCACUACUUGAAAGCAUGGAACCCGGCAACAGGAAGGGGCACCUUGUGACAAACAGGGAACACUUUAAGAAAUCGAACUUUAGCAUUGCAGCUCUAGCAGAGGCCAUGCAGCAGCCUGUGGAAGAGGGCGGCGUCAGACUCCAGAACCGACGUUGGCAUUUCCGCCUGCAUUACAACUGCUUCAUCGGAUCUGACAUGACCAAUUGGCUGCUGGACAAUUUCGAGGAUCUCGAAAGUCGGGAGGAGGCCGAAGCAUUAGGCGAUAGUCUCAUGGUGGAUAAGGGCAGAGACGAUGAGAAAGAUAGCUCUAAAGAGCCCGGCUUAUUUGUUCACGUUGAAAAACGGCAUACCUUCAGGGACGGGCAAUAUUUCUAUCAGAUCAGCAGCGAAUAUGCCAAACCACACCCGCCAAGCUGGUUCAAUAGCGCAAGGCGCAACCUCGCGUCCGUUCCGUCGACACCGAUAGCUGAACACCUACCUCGUGAUUCACCUCGGCCGUUGGCUUUCCCAAGGCCAGGCUCCAUUCACGAGGAGGACUCAUCAACGUCAAGUGGUACUACCCCUACCAUACCGGCUACUGACGCCAGCAGGAGACGGCCGAGGGUUGCGUUGAGCAAAAUCAUGAAGUACGAUGUGGACCCACGAAAAAGGUCGUACCGACCUGAGAGGAUCGACCUACAUUACGAUCGUCUACACAAUCCGGACAACUGUUACCACAUCCGGAUUGAGUGGAUGAACACGACAGCCAAGUUGAUUGAAGAUGCCGUAGAGCAGUGGACUCGCGACAUGGCCAGGUUCGGCCUGCGGCUGGUUGAAGUGCCCAUCGCGGAGGCGUGCGCGAUCAGUGACACCAAUCCUUUCCGGAGGCCAUACGUUGUCAAGCUGGCGGUGCCAACUCCAAGCCAACAACCUAUCACAUAUUACGAUCCGACCUCCUUCACACCGCAGGCAAAGAUGGAGGAUCACUUUUAUCAGAAAGCAAUCCUGAGGAAGCUCGACUUCGUCCUUGAUAUGGAAGCAGCGUCGAACUUCCCGAGCAACGUCGAAGUAACGUACUCCUGGGGCAAGCCGGACUUCAAGUACACGCAGUAUAUCCACCGCUCAGGCACUGUCAUCGCGCAGAUCUCGGAAGAAGGCCACUUCCUGCUCAUCGCUAACAGGAUGUACACCAACCGGGCGGCGAUGGCGGCGCGCGAGCGGGAGCUGCGCAGCGAGCAGCAGGCGUCCAUCGACCGCGGCGGCAGCGGCGGCGGGUCGAUGCGCGGCCCACUGGGAGGGGCCUUCACGCCCCUGGGGUUCGCAGGGGUGACGCCGACGUCAUCGCCGAUGCUCCGGCCGGUGGGGGCGUACAGCAGCCCGGUGAUACGGGCGGCAAGCACAGCUUCCACCAUCGACCAGCCGUUCGCCGUGCCGCAGGCGGGGAGUGGUGCGGCGACAUCCUCGUCGUCGAGGGGCCCGGGCGGGGCGGCGGCCAAUGUGAUGGCAUCGAUAGGCACGGAACCCUCCGGGCUGAAGGCCGAGUUCGAGCGGUUCUGCGGCGACGCAGCUGGGCUGGAGGCGUUUUACCGCGAGGUGCUGGAGCAGCAGCAGCAGCACCAUCAUAUGCCCCAGCCCCAGCGUGAGGCCGGCAGCAGCCGACUGAGGCCGACCACCAACCUAUCGGUCACGCCCGGGAUGGGCCCUGUCGUGGCCGACAGCAACAUCCCUACGCUGGGCCUGCCACCCGCGGUGCUUGCUGCGCAGCGGUCUGACGACGGGGCCGGAGGGGGAGGGGGAGGCGCUGCGCCCGGGAGCCCCAGUGCUGCUGCUGGCCCGAGGACGAGCAGCCCUGGGAUCAUGGGGGCUGCCAGCCAGCUGCUCAGGAGGGGCAGUGUGCAGUACAACUGA
Molecule: messenger RNA, 5766 nt
Organism: Diaporthe amygdali
Lineage: Eukaryota; Fungi; Ascomycota; Sordariomycetes; Diaporthales; Diaporthaceae
Exons: 1
Coding region: 1-5766 (1921 amino acids)
Biological process (GO): intracellular signal transduction; positive regulation of autophagy; negative regulation of TORC1 signaling
Cellular component (GO): GATOR1 complex
Molecular function (GO): GTPase activator activity
Source: RefSeq, a predicted model, not a curated record